This is a messenger RNA of Rhopalosiphum padi (bird cherry-oat aphid), 1521 nucleotides long. RefSeq names its product piggyBac transposable element-derived protein 3-like. Lineage: Eukaryota; Metazoa; Arthropoda; Insecta; Hemiptera; Aphididae. The record is from RefSeq and is a predicted model, not a curated record. The transcript is spliced from 3 exons. Bases 1 to 1521 code for a protein of 506 amino acids.
AUGCUGGCUAAUACAGAAUUAGACUUGCACGAAGAAGACGACCAAACAACAAAUGAAACUAAGUCUGGAAAUGAAGUCUUUGAUAAAUCACCAAUGCAGUUUCCAUUUGUCCAAAAAAAAGAUAUAAAAUGGAUAAAUAAACCAUUUCAAGAGCCGUAUAUAAAUCUUACAGAUUUAGAACCAAUAGAUUGUCCCUCCACUAUACCACAACCAUACGAAUAUUUCACUAAAUAUUUUGACCAAAAAAUAUUCGAAGACUUGUCAUUUUAUACCAAUUUAUACGCAGUUCAAAAUAAUGAUUUUUCUUUUAAACCUACGUCACCAUUAGAAAUAAGAUCUUUUAUUGCAAUUCAAAUGAUGAUGGGUGUUUUGAAGUACCCUAGGAUCGGGAUGUACUGGGAACAAAAAUUUCGCGUAAAUAUAUUUGCCGAUACAAUGCCCAGAAAUAGAUUUUAUUCUAUUCGACAAAAUAUUCAUAUCAUCAACAAUAUGGAUAUAGCUCGUGAUAAUACCGAUAAAUUUGUAAAAAUUCGUCCAUUAUUUGAUGCGCUAAAUAAUCGAUGUAAACAAUUACCAGUGGAACGAAACAUUAGUGUUGACGAACAAAUAGUUCCUUUUAAAGGUCAAUUAGUUAUAAAACAAUAUAUGAAAGGAAAACCGAAUCCGUGGGGCAUUAAAAUAUUUUUACUGUGUGGUCAAAGUGGCAUUGUCUAUAACAUGAUUCUUUAUCAAGGAGUUUCAACUAAUAUUAACAAGGAUUUACAAAAAAAUUUCGGUCUAGUUUUAUCCGAUAAAGUUAUUAUGAAAAUGGGGAGAGGAACCUCUUAUGAAGUAACUUCAACAUUAGGAGUUGGACUGUUGAAAUGGUGCGACAACAAAGCAAUAACCAUGGCAUCUAACUUCAUUACUUCAGGAAAACCGGAAUCUGUUUCUCGCUGGGACAAAAAAAAUAAACAAUAUGUUAACAUCGAAAGACCAGAAAUUAUCAAACUAUAUAACAAAUCCAUGUUAGGAGUGGACAAACACGAUCAACUUGUGAGUUAUUACCGCGUGUACAUGAAAUCUCGAAAAUGGACUCUGCGUAUGAUAACUCAUGCUUUUGGUAUGGCUGUGGCAAAUUCUUGGCUCGAAUACAAACAGGACGCAGAAAAUAUGGGAAUAUUAAAAAAAGAUCAAAAAGAUUUGUUGCAUUUCAAAACCACUUUGGCUGAAGAGCUAGUGAUGGUUGGACGAUUCAGUCCCGGAAAAAAAAGGGGUCGUCCAACAUCUUCACCAUCCAGUAGUACAAGAUCUGCAGAAUGUAGUUCACCUACACCUGCCAAAACAUCGUCAAAAGCAUUGGAGUUUCGACCAACAGAAGGUGUAAGCAAAGAUCUUUUUGGACAUUUUCCCGCGUAUGAUGAUAAAAAAGAAGUAACACGGUGCAAAAACAAAAUAUGUACAGAGUUGUUUUAUUAUAAAACAAGUUUUCUAUCAAAUGGUACCAUUAAUUUAAACUUGUCAAUUACUUCAUCAAUAUAA